Molecule: messenger RNA, 4497 nt
Organism: Knipowitschia caucasica
Lineage: Eukaryota; Metazoa; Chordata; Actinopteri; Gobiiformes; Gobiidae
Source: the annotation of a GenBank genome assembly
AUGUACCGGUAUUUCGGUGAGCUCGUGAGCCGGGGCCUCGGGGUGGUCCCGGGGCUGUCCGCAGACUGUGUCCCAGCGGCUGCGUGUGCGAUGCGGCGCAGCUACAGCCAGUGCGUGGACCCCAACGACGACCCCAACUUCUUCACUAUGGUGGAGGGCUUCUUUGACCGAGGCGCCGCGAUCGUGGAGGAUAAGUUAGUGGAAGACCUGAAGACCCGUGAGACCCUGGAGAUGAAAACGAAGAGGGUCCGCGGGAUUUUAAAGAUUAUUAAACCGUGUAACCACGUCCUGAGCCUGAGCUUUCCCAUAAGGAGAGACAACGGAGAGUGGGAGGUGAUAGAAGCCUACCGGGCUCAGCACAGCCAACACCGGACUCCCUGCAAAGGAGGUAUUCGGUACAGUACAGAUGUGUCUGUAGAUGAGGUGAAAGCACUAGCCUCUUUAAUGACUUACAAAUGUGCAGUGGUUGAUGUGCCUUUUGGUGGUGCCAAAGCUGGUGUCAAGAUUAACCCAAAGAAAUAUUCUGACACUGAGCUUGAGAAAAUUACCAGGAGAUUUACCGUCGAGCUGGCAAAAAAAGGUUUUAUUGGUCCAGGAAUUGAUGUCCCAGCUCCUGACAUGAGCACUGGGGAGAGGGAAAUGUCCUGGAUUGCAGAUACUUUUGCCACCACCAUGGGUCACUAUGAUAUCAAUGCCCAUGCCUGUGUCACGGGGAAGCCCAUAAGCCAGGGAGGAAUCCAUGGGCGCAUUUCUGCCACUGGCCGAGGAGUUUUCCAUGGAAUUGAGAACUUCAUCAAUGAAGCAGCCUACAUGAGCCAGCUGGGAAUCAGUCCAGGGUUUCAGGACAAAACCUUUGUCAUCCAGGGCUUUGGUAACGUAGGCCUCCACACCAUGAGGUAUCUGCACCGCUUUGGGGCCAAGUGUGUGGGAGUGGGAGAAAUUGAUGGGAGUAUUUGGAAUCCGAAAGGCAUUGACCCUAAGGAGCUGGAGGACUACAAACUAGCCAAUGGCACUAUUGUGGGUUUUCCAAACUCCACUCCAUAUGAAGGAAGCAUUCUGGAGGCAGAUUGUCAUAUUCUGAUUCCAGCAGCAGGGGAGAAGCAGCUGACCAAGAGCAACGCACAUAAGAUAAAGGCCAAGAUCAUUGCAGAAGGAGCCAAUGGGCCCACCACUCCUGAGGCUGACCGCAUAUUUCUGGAGAGGAAUAUCCUUGUCCUCCCUGACAUGUACCUGAAUGCUGGCGGUGUCACCGUCUCAUACUUUGAGUGGCUGAAGAACCUGAAUCAUGUCAGUUAUGGCCGCCUCACCUUUAAAUAUGACAGGGACUCCAACUACCACCUGCUCAUGUCUGUACAGGAGAGUUUAGAAAGGAAGUUUGGAAAACAUGGAGGAGCAAUCCCUGUGGUUCCCACAUCAGAAUUCCAGGCUCGGAUUUCAGGAGCGUCAGAGAAGGACAUUGUUCAUUCAGGGCUGGCUUUUACCAUGGAGCGCUCUGCUCGGCAAAUUAUGCGGACCGCCAACAAGCACAACCUGGGCCUGGACCUGCGCACAGCCGCCUAUGUCAAUGCCAUCGAGAAAGUGUUCAAGGUUUACACCUUAAUGACUCUUCACUCACACAACAAUUCCAUCAAAAUGGACACUGAUGUGCAGACAGCCACACAGGUGUUUACAGCUUCUACAGGACCGGUGGCAGGGGAAGAGGCCCAGAUCGGCUGCUUUCGGGCCCGAGAGCUCCAUAUGUGGCCAGCCAAAGCUGUGGCUCACAACAGCAGCGCACGGAGCUCAGCUGACAGAUGUUUUGACUUCUUUGAUCAAGACACUGUUGGUGUGAUGGCUGGAGCACUGAGGAUGACCGAGGGGCAGCUCCUCAACAUCUACGACAAUGAUCCUUUCCAUUUUAUGACUCCAUAUGAAUACAUUCCUCCAGUGGAAAUCAAGACGGAGCCCUACAUACCUGAGACUGCUCACGGCCCUUACAUCCAGAUCAUAGAAGAACCAAAACAGCGAGGUUUUCGUUUCCGUUAUGAGUGUGAAGGGCCUUCCCAUGGUGGGCUCCCAGGGGCCUCCAGUGAAAAGAACAGGAGGACAUAUCCAACGGUCAAGAUUAGCAACUAUGUGGGUCAUGCCCGUGUGGAGGUGCAGCUGGUGACUCACUCGGACCCUCCUCGUGUCCACGCGCACAGCCUUGUGGGACGCCACUGCAACGAGAGCGGCACCUGCACACUGGACAUCGGGCCCAACGACCUCACAGCCUCGUUCAGUAAUCUGGGCAUCCUUCAUGUGACCAAGAAAGGAGUUGUGGAAAUCCUGUGUCGGCGGUUGAAAGAAGAGAAGAGACGGCAGAAGGGGGCGGUGCUCCACCAGCUCUCUGACUCAGAAGACAUCUCCUGUCUGAAAGAAGCAAAGGAGCUGGGUCGCACCAUGGACCUGAACAUUGUGCGGUUGAAGUUCACAGCGUAUCUCCAGGACAGCAACGGAGGCUUCACCCGAGCGCUCAAACCAGUGGUGUCCAACCCCAUUUACGACAGCAAGUCCCCAAAUGCCUCAAAUCUGAAGAUCACUCGUAUGGAUAAGACGUGUGGCUCGGUUCUUGGAGGAGACGAGAUCUUCCUGCUGUGUGACAAAGUCCAGAAAGACGACAUAGAAAUCCGCUUUUAUGAAGACGACGAAGGCGGCUGGGAAGCGUUCGGGGACUUUUCGCCCACAGAUGUUCACAAACAGUACGCCAUUGUAUUCAAGACGCCUCCGUAUCACAGCGCUGAGAUCGAGCGGCCUGUCACUGUGUUCCUUCAGCUCAAACGGAAGAAGGCUGGAGACCGGAGCGACCCCAAACACUUCACCUACAUCCCCCAGGUCCAAGACAAAGAAGAGGUGCUCAGGAAGAAGCAGAAGCCCUUGCCACACUAUGAGAAUUGGAGAAGUGGAGGACGAGGGGGUGGAGCUGAAGGCUUUGGGGGCGGGGCCUCUGGAGCUGGUGGAGGGGGAGGAUUUCAGUUUUGUCAGCAAAUGAACGGAGGUGGGAGUUUCCCUAUGGGAGGUUUCACAGGGUUCUCUGGAGGGGCACAGAUGUCCACCUCUUCACUUUCAGAUUCACCACAGAGUGAAAAGAACACAAAGCAACCUGCAGGGCAAACGGACUCACUACUGCAACAGCGGCUUUUCCAAUUAGCGGUCAGCUUACAGAGCAAAGAGUCCCAAAGUGCCAGGCAGACGGCUGCAGCUCUGCUCCACUACUGCAGCAGUGGAGAUGUCCGUGUGCUUUUGUCCAUCCAGAGACAUCUGUGUGGGAUCCAGGACUCUAAUGGAGACACACCUCUGCACCUUGCUGUGAUUCACCAGCAGAGUGGAGUGAUUCAGCAACUGGUUCAUACUCUGAUCAGUGGCCAACAGCAAAACCUCCUGAAUACAGCCAACCAUCUCAGACAGACGCCGCUGCACCUGGCGGUCAGCUCGGGGCAGGUAGCGGCGGUGGAGCUGCUGCUUCGGGCCGGUGCAGACUUGAGCCUUGUGGACAGAGAGGGUCGCAGUGCGCUGCAUCUAGCAGCUCUGAGCGGAGACACCUCUGUGCUGCGCGCAGUGCUGGCUCAUCUCCCAGAGCAGCAGGCUCACCUGGUCAAUACCCCCGACUAUCACGGACUGCAGCCACUGCAUCUGUGUGUGAGGAGAGAUGGGGAGCGCUGUCUUCGUCUGUUGGUGGGAAGUGGUGCUAAGAUCAAUGCUCCUGAGCAGAAGAGUGGUUCCACUGCGCUGCAUCUGGCUGUUACUGCCAACCUCUUCAAAGUAGCCUGCACACUGAUCACAGAGUUAAAAGCUGAUGUGAACUGUUGCACGUUUGGUGGGAACACUCCUCUGCAUUUUGCCGCUAGUCAGGGUUCUCCAACACUCUGCUCCAUGCUCAUCGCUGCAGGAGCUGAUAAAAAUCUACAAAAUGAUGAGCCCCUUGACUUCAGUUCUUCUUCUGAUGAAGAACUGGACGAAGGAGACAAAGAACAGACAGAGUUUGUCUCACAAUCAAAAAGUUCUCACAAAAGACGAGCAGGACACACACCUCUGGACUUGGCCAUGUGCCAAAAGGUGAGAAACUUGUUAACACCAAAACCAGACAAACCAUCAAGUCGGCAAAGCACCAAGAAGGCAAAACAAAGCUCAGAAGUGGUUUCUGGGCUCAACUGUGACACUCUGACACGUCUGAUGGAAGUGCUCAGCGUUCAGGAAGUUCCCUGGAGAAAACUGGCCGAGAAGCUGGGGAUGAUGACCUUAACCCACUUGUAUGAAGACAGCCCCACGCCCUGCCACCAGCUGCUGCAGCACUACCAGUUGGGUGGUGGUCCAGUGGAGGGGCUUGUGGAGGCGUUUCAGUCUUUGGGCGUGACUGAAGGAGUGAGGCUGCUGAGAGACAGUCAGUCGUGGGAGGACAAGCACAGCACAGACACUACAGUGGACAGUGGAUUUGGUAGCCAGGCCAUGGAGGACGAGGAGCAGCCUGUAGGGUUAUAG